AUGAAUAUAAAUUUGGACUCAGCAAAGAAUGUUCUUUGUAAAAAUAUCUUGAUAUAUGGCUACUGCAAGUUCCAGGACAAAGGGUGCGCCUUCAGCCACAGCAGGGGAGGACAGCCAGCCGCGUCUCAACCGCAACAGAAGGAGACAGCUGCGCGGCCGCUGCAGGAGCCCAGAGAAGCAGCGCCGCGGGCAAGGACAUUGAAUGCGGAUCAAGUGAAUGGGUUUGUCGCCAACAGCUUCGCUGACCAGCCGAAGAAGAAGUUCAACGCCAACUCGCCCUUGUUCCAGCCUGCCGUGGGCUCGAAUGGGAUAUCAAAUCUUUCGAGCAAGUUCUCCAAUCUAUCUGCGAGUGUCAAGGACUCGCCGCAGUUCCAACCGGAGAAUGAAGCACCGCAACCACAACCACUGCAACCGCCGCAUCUGCUGCAGCAACCACAGCAACCACAGCAACCACAACAACCGCAAACACAACCGUCUCGCUUUCAGCAACUGUCGGGCCCGUUUUCAUCCAAAAAGUUCAAUGUCAGCACCCCUUCAUUCACUCCAACGGGAUUCGAUUAUUCCCAGGCGUCGGGAGCUAGCAACACGACGGGGACCUUGCUGUCCACACCGCAAAACUUGAACGCGGCUCCGCAACCCAAUAGACAGUUGAACUCGGUCAUGCCGCCAGCAUCUUCUGUGGUGGGCUCGCAUUCCUUCGUGCCCAGCGCCGCAAGCGGCAUCUCGAGCGGUGGCCAAGUCCAAGUGCAAGUGCAAGCACAACCACCACAGCCACCUUCACACAUGACUCCAUCAAACAUCAUGGGCACGGGGGUCAAUCCUCGCUUCUUCAACUCGGUGCUGCCUCACCCUCACGUGGGGUCGAUGCGCGGGCCCCAGCCGACACAGCCGUCGAUUUACCCUUUGCAAUACCACCUAUACGCGCCCGCUCCGCCGCCGCACUUGUCGGUUACGCCGCAAGACCACGAAAGCGAUGCUCAACUGCUCUUUAUCCCAAACGACUUGAGAGAGAGUCUACAUCGCAAGAACGAAGCCAGCUUGCAGACGAUGCAGCAUCUGAACUUGCCGGACCACGUCAACUCAUACCACUCGUUGGUGCCCAUUGACAAAUCCUAUGACCCCAUAAGCAAGCUGUGGCCGGGCAAAACGAGUCUUUUGUUCAAGUGUUUUUCCAACGCCGAUGGCAACUUGUACGCAUUGAGGAAAAUCGAACCGUGCACCGAGAUUGUAGACGAGACCCCGUUCAAGACCAUCAAGCGUUGGAGGAGCUUGAGUUCAAACGCCAACAUUGUCGCUUUAAGGGACGCCUUCACCACCAUGGCGUUCAGCAACAAUAACCUCCUACUAGCCAAUGGCGCCCACGAAAAAGACGUGAGCAACUCCUCGCUCUGCUUCGUCUACGACUAUUACCCGAACCUGUCGACGCUAUUGGAGUACCACAAGAAGGGCGUGCGGCCUGCGCCAGUGACGGAAGAUAUACUCUGGGCAUAUUUGAUCCAGCUAGUCAAUGCAAUCUCGGCAGCACAUGCAAAGAAGUUGGCGGUGAGAUCGAGCAUCGAUUUGAGCAAGAUCAUCGUGACGGGAAAGAACAGAAUCAAGCUUAGCGCAUGCGGAAUCAGCGAUGUGUUGGAUAGCGCCGCUGCUUCCUCCAGCAACACCACCAAGGCUGAAACACCGUUGGAGUUGUUGAAGGCGCAAGACUGCUGCAGCUUGGGCAAGUUGCUCCUUGAGUUGAGCGCAAUGCAGCUCCCUGCUAAUCUACGAACACCCGCAGUAGCGACCCUCAUCAAGAACUUGCAAAACUCAAGCCAAUUAAGCGACUCGUUUAUCCAAGUAUUGCGCAUUUUGAACGACGAGCACCUAAUCCAGGAGCCAUGGGACUUUGACCUCGAGGCAUUCACAAGGGAGCACUUGACGAGCAGAAUGAUGUCGGUGGUGAACAACUUGGAAAACUCCCAUGACGCAAUCGAGCUGCACCUAUCGUCGGAGUUGGAGAAUGCCCGCUUGUUCCGAUUGAUGACGAAGAUCAACUACAUUGUCAAUAACGCCGCCAAGUUGGACUUGGGCAACAAAAACAGCUUGCGCAUAAUCCAAGUUUUUCAGGAUAACUUGUUCAACUCGGUCGAUUCCAAUGGUAAGAAGGUGAUCAAUAUGGAUAAAGUGUUGACGAAUUUGAACAAGUUGGACUGUGGCAUUGACGAAAAGACAUUACUUGUAACGGACGACGAAUGCGUCGUGGUGACAUAUAGAGAGAUAAAAGAACUAGUGGAUACACAUUUCAGAUUAAUGAGAGAAUAG
Lodderomyces beijingensis is the source of this 2298-nucleotide messenger RNA. The record is from the annotation of a GenBank genome assembly. NCBI's taxonomy places the organism in Eukaryota, Fungi, Ascomycota, Pichiomycetes, Serinales, Debaryomycetaceae.